ACAGAGAAUAAAGAGGAUACAGAGGAUAAAGGAGACAUUCUUCCAGAAGGUUCUAUUGGGGUCUGGACUGGAGAAGAAAUAAUUGAGAUUUAUCGGUAGAUAACAGAGAACAAUAGUGAAGAAUCUAAAAAUAAUCACGAGUUGAGGUCACAAUGAACUAUUCUGGAAAACAAUUGAGCGAAAUAGCGUGCGUACAGCGUACUUCAGAUAGAAUGGUUCAAGAAUGCGUAGUUGUCCCUGUCCCGACUUCGAGGUUUGAGGGUCAGAAGCCUGGAACCAGCGGGCUCAGGAAAACUGUCAAGGUUUUCCAGCAGAAGAAUUAUACUGAGAACUUUGUUCAAAGCAUUCUGUCCGCUAUGGGAUCCGGGCUUGAAGGAUCUACGCUAGUUGUAGGAGGAGACGGAAGAUUCUUCAUGACCGAAGCUACAGAUAUUAUUAUUAAAAUGUCUGCUGCUAACAAGGUGUCUAAACUUAUAGUUGGAAAAGGUGGAUUCCUAUCUACCCCUGCUGUAUCCAAUAUUAUCAGAAAGUACAAAGCUGAUGGAGGAUUUAUUCUUACUGCCAGUCAUAAUCCAGGUGGUCCAGAUGCUGAUUUUGGAAUAAAGUUUAACAUGUCAAACGGUGGACCUGCUCCUGAUGCUGCAACAAAUACAAUGUUUGAGAAUACUAAAUCUAUUCAAUCUUACAACAUCUGUCCUGAUCUACAGUGCGACUUCCACAGCAUUGGUGUUUACGAGUACAUGGUAGACGGAAAACCCUUUACAGUUCAGGUGAUUGAUCCCUGUGCAGACUACAUUGAACUCAUGAAAUCUAUCUUUGAUUUUGAUCAGAUCAAAGCUCUAGUUGGUGGAGAGGGGAAACUCAAGGUUUUGAUAAAUUCUCUUCAUGGUGCAACUGGUCCUUACGCUGAGAAGAUAUUCCUACAAGAGUUAGGAUGUCCGCCAUCAUCCUGUAUUAAAACUAAUGUUCUUCCUGACUUCGGAGGAGGUCAUCCUGAUCCCAACCUGACCUACGCAGCUGACCUCGUGGAGGCCAUGAGGAGUGGAGUUCACGGGUUUGGAGCUGCCUUCGACGGUGACGGAGAUAGAAACAUGAUCCUUGGACAGAACGCUUUCUUUGUAACUCCCUGCGACAGCCUGGCUGUACUAGCAAACAACCUGGAACAUAUCCCAUAUUUUAAGAAGAGUGGAGUAAAAGGAUUUGCUAGAUCUAUGCCGACUAGUGCUGCAGUUGAUAGAGUUGCUAAAAAGAAAGGUCUAGAAUGUUUUGAUACUCCGACUGGCUGGAAAUAUUUUGGUAACCUGCUGGAUGCUGGUAGAAUAUCCAUCUGUGGUGAGGAGAGCUUUGGUACUGGUAGUGACCAUGUCAGGGAGAAGGAUGGUAUCUGGGCAGCUUUAGCUUGGCUCCAGAUUCUAGCCUCUAAGAAUACUACAGUUGAAGAACUCCUGAAGGAACACUGGACCGAGUUUGGGAGAAACUUCUUCACAAGAUACGAUUACGAGGGGUGUGAAUCCAAACCUUGUGAACAGAUGAUGAAGAACCUUGAAGCUUAUAUAUCCGACCCUGCUAGUAUAGGAAAGGUUUACACUGCCCUUGGUAAAUCUUAUACAGUUUCAGCAGCUGACAACUUCAGUUAUAUUGACCCAGUAGAUGGUAGUACUGCUAGUAAACAAGGGAUCAGGAUUAUGUUCUCUGAUGGGAGUAGACUAGUGUUCAGAUUAUCAGGAACAGGAAGUAGUGGAGCAACUGUCAGGAUGUAUGUUGACAGCUAUGAGAAUUCUCCUGACAAACUAUUCGGUUCUGCUCAGGAGAUGUUGGCUCCAUGUGUGGAGGUUGGUCUAAUCAUAUCUCAGUUGAGAGAGUUAACUGGGAGACAGGAACCAACCGUUAUCACGUAGAUAUAUAAUUAUACUACAUCAUGUCAGUAGGUUAUGCAGUAGUCAAUAUAUUUAGCUAUCAUUCGUAUAACAACCACGUUCAUGCAAUAUUUGCUUAUAUCUUACAUGUUUUAUACGUUGUUCUUUUGAUUCUUGUUGAAAUUUUAUUUGUUACGCCUCCCAGAGCUUUUUACGUCCAAAAUGAUUUUUCCUAAACAUAGAGUACAGUUUCAGGAUUUUAAAAAGUUUUUGAAAUGUAACUUAAGUGACAUAAUAUUUUUAUUGAUAAUUUUUGAGUUUUAUAGUUUUCCAGUAGAUGUUAUUGUUUGUUGUUAAAUUUUUAACCUGGUGAUGGUGAUGAAAAUCAGGAUCUGUGAUCAGAUUUUAACAUUAUUUUAGAGCUUAUUUCUUACCCUGGCCUAGUCCUUGUUAUGCAUGUUUUUAAAGACAUGUAUAUAUAUAAAGAUAAUAUAUGAAUUGAAUAUGUAUAAUAUGUAUGAUGGAAAUAUGAUCUGAAAACUUCA
Messenger RNA from Eurytemora carolleeae, 2401 nucleotides. It is a transcript of the gene Pgm1, whose product is annotated as phosphoglucomutase. Gene Ontology annotation, biological process: carbohydrate metabolic process. The record is from RefSeq and is a predicted model, not a curated record. Gene Ontology annotation, cellular component: cytosol. Gene Ontology annotation, molecular function: phosphoglucomutase activity; magnesium ion binding. The coding region runs from base 153 to 1898 and encodes 581 amino acids. The transcript is spliced from 20 exons. Lineage: Eukaryota; Metazoa; Arthropoda; Copepoda; Calanoida; Temoridae.